Molecule: messenger RNA, 2682 nt
Organism: Phytophthora infestans T30-4
Lineage: Eukaryota; Oomycota; Peronosporomycetes; Peronosporales; Peronosporaceae
Product: peroxisome assembly factor, putative
Exons: 3
Coding region: 1-2682 (893 amino acids)
Biological process (GO): protein import into peroxisome matrix
Cellular component (GO): peroxisomal membrane; cytosol
Molecular function (GO): ATP binding; ATP hydrolysis activity
Source: RefSeq, a predicted model, not a curated record
AUGUGGCUCUCGUCUUUCGCCGUCGACGCCGCCCCAGAGCAGCACACAGUGCGUGCGCAUGUGUGGAACAUCCACAGAUCACCACCGCCCUUAGCGCUCACUGCUGUAUCCGGAGACGCACUCGCGGUAUUGACAACGUCCGACGUGGCACUUCUGCGUCGCCUCCGCGUGGUGCACGACUCGUUCGUGACACUUCAAUUCCAAGAGCGCUUCCACGUGGCGAGAUUGCGCUUACUGCCGGAUAUUCCAGUGGGUGCGAGUGAAGAGCAAAAAGUGGAAGAGGAUGGGGACGUGACGCUGUCGCCGCUUUUGGCCUUCAAUCUCGGCAUCCCCUUACACUCGUCCACAGCCACCUACGUGUCUGUUUCAUUGUGUAUCCGAACUGCGUUGCCACAGGAGCUUGGAUUGGUAGUGCAGCCAUCUGCACCGUUCCGUCGCAAACAACAAGCGCAACCUGCAGCUGCUUCGUAUGCAAUGAUCGCUCCACUUUUCGUCGCUAGUCUAUCGUGUCGUCAACACGCUCUGUUACAGCAACGUGACGGACUGUUGGACGCUAUUCGAGCGCACUUUGCAACACCCAAAGUGAUGCAAGUGGGAGAUAUCUUUGCUGUGGAGCUUCGCGAGACGACGCAGUCCCAUGUACCCAAAGAGAGCAAAUGGUACAGAGAAAAUUACGCGCCAUACAAGACUGUGAAAGUGCCUGCUGCUUGUAUGAAGCCGAAAGACGACGAAGCUGCCGAACCUGUGACAGAACUUAUGCCACCGACGUUGGAUCUGGACACUUCGCUUAUGUUUUUUCGAGUCGAAAGAUUGGACGGAGAGAAUAAAAAUGCAUUGGCGUUGGCAGUGUCUGACGCUACGGAGCUUGUGCAAGGUGUUUCGACUUCUGCUCCGUCUCCUGACGAAUCAACCAUCAAGCAGUUCUUGACACACAAUAGACAUCGUAGUACUGCUCCGAUCGUUGACUCGGCACUGCCUUCAACUACCCAGCAAGAGCUGUAUGAGAUAUUAUACCCAGCACAGCUGUGCGAGAUCCCAGUGUCAGUGCUUUUAAGUGGAGCUCGAGGUGUCGGCAAGACGACGCUCGUGCAUCAAGUGUCCAAGCAGUUGGGAGUUAUUACUGUGGAGGUUCCAUUUACGGAGCUCACGGGACAAUCAGAGCUCCAUCUGCUGGAAAAUGUACGUGACUACGUGUCGAAAGCUCAGGCGUUAGCGCCCUGUCUCCUUUAUAUUAGUCACCUCUUCCCAGUCGAGAAGGACAACGAGGAAGCGGAGUUGCGGAUCGGUGCUGUUCUUUCUGAGUGUAUUCGCUCCCUCAGUCAGAACCAACACAGCAUCCCAUUGAUCGCGUGCGUAGAAAACGUCAACGAAGUUCCCAAGUUUAUCCGACAGUGCUUCCUUUACGAAAUGCACCUCGAAGCGCCCGAUCUUUCCAAGCGAGUAGAGUUCUUAGAGCAUAUGGCAGCAUGUACAAUGCUUGAUGAGGGCGUGGAGUUGACGGAGAUUGCACAGUUAACUGCAGGUCGGACGUACGGAGAGCUGUCGGCAAUGCUUGCAGACGCUGGGAGUCUUGCGAUUGAGCGGAUUCUUGGUGAUGAGACGGACUUCAGUGGUGUUUCGCUGGAAGAUCUGGUGUUUGCUGACUCGGAAGAUCUUCCAGGCAAGUGCUGUGUAUCAGCGAAGGAUAUGGAGGAAGCAGCUCAGAACCAGCAAGCCCAGGCGUCUUCCGCCAACAUUGGCAAUGCGUCUAUUCCGAAUGUGAAGUGGACUGACGUGGGCGGUCUCGAAGACGUCAAGGAUGAGAUUUUAGAUGUGGUGCAGCUACCGAUCAAGCACCCAGAGUUGUUCGCCAGUGGAGUCCGCCAACGCUCUGGCAUUUUACUGUAUGGACCUCCAGGAACAGGCAAGACUCUCCUGGCCAAGGCGAUCGCCACUGAAUGCAACCUCAACUUCCUCAGUGUUAAGGGCCCUGAGCUACUCAACAUGUACAUCGGUGAAAGUGAGAAGAACGUUCGACAAGUGUUCGCCAAGGCUCGUAGCUGUCGACCGUGCAUUCUCUUCUUCGAUGAACUGGACUCGCUCGCACCGAUGCGGGGCCGUGGGUCAGACUCUGGCGGUGUCAUGGACCGUGUCGUUUCGCAGCUUCUAACAGAGAUCGAUGGCCUUAGCGGUGGUGGGAACGAUCAAGUGUUUGUGAUUGGAGCUACGAAUCGCCCAGAUCUGCUGGAAACGGGACUGCUGCGUCCUGGGCGCUUUGACCGGUUACUGUACCUUGGUAUUUGCAACGAGAAAUCAGCGCAACUCAAGGUGUUGAAGGCGCAGACGAGGAAGUUUACACUGGCGGAAGAUGCUGAUUUGGAUGCUGUAGUGGAGCUUUGCCCCUCGAACUUUACAGGCGCUGACUUCUACGCUCUCAGUUCCAGUGCUCUAGCUGCUGCACUGAAGGAUCGAGUGGAAGCUCUUGACAGACAACUCGAGGAGAUUAAUGCGGAGGACUGCUACUCCUCCAGCCCCAUGACUAUCCGUCUGCUGCUCAACCGAUUGUCGCCUCAAGAGCUGCGUGUACCUGUUAGUCAAGAACACUUUAUGACGGCGCUUGCCCAGGUGGUUCCAUCGGUGUCGCCCGCAGAAAUUCAGCAUUAUGAGAACUUGAAAAAGCAGUACAGUUCCAGACAAACUUAA